Messenger RNA from Nezara viridula (southern green stink bug), 2169 nucleotides. The record is from the annotation of a GenBank genome assembly. Lineage: Eukaryota; Metazoa; Arthropoda; Insecta; Hemiptera; Pentatomidae.
CCGGCGAUGGUUAAGCAUGGACUACCCUCUGCCAGAACGGACACCGCCACUCACGGCAGGGCAGCCUCUUCAGCCAAAGAUCUUAUCCAGGAAUGCCAACGGCACAAUUGUGUGGACCUCAUCGCCGUCCAACGAGGCUGAACUUCAGCUGUACAGGGUAAUGCAGAGGGCCAGUCUCCUCGCAUAUUACGACACCCUCUUGGAAAUGGGCGGUGACGACGUCCAGCAGUUGUGCGAGGCUGGAGAAGAAGAGUUUCUGGAGAUCAUGGCGCUCGUCGGAAUGGCCUCCAAGCCACUGCAUGUCCGGAGGCUCCAGAAGGCUCUUCAAGAGUGGCUUACCAACCCCAGUAUGUUCCGCUCGCCACUGGUUCCUGGAGGCGGGUUCUCGCCCAGACCUGUCCCCCCGCUGGUGACCUCCCCCCAACCCUUGGCGGUAGCCCCCCAGACUGCCCCCACGCCGCCUUCCCAACCCCCGCAGUCGCCUAGUCCAGCCAGGGUGGCAACUCCUCAGCUUCUGGUGGAGGUUGCACAGGGCAGCCCAGGGUCCCAAUCCCCUGGUUCACCACAACAACCACCGCCAGUGCUGCUGGAGGUACAAGUGAGCAGGUUAGCCGAGGCCGCCCAAGCUUUGGUUAACAGCUUACCGAGGCUGGAGCCCAAGUCCCACACCGCCAAGAGGAAGAUGAGCAAGGACCUAGAGCAGGUACUGUCUAUGCCCGAGGACGACCCCAAAAGGAUGGAACUCAUCCGAAAGUACGCAGCAAUUUAUGGACGUUUCGACUGCAAGAGGAAACCUGAGAAACCCCUCACCUUGCACGAAGUGUCCGUGAACGAGGCUGCGGCUCAGAUCUGCAGGUACCGACCAGCUCUGCUCACCAGGAGGGACGAACUCUUCCCCUUGGCCAGGCAGGUUGUUAGGGACUCCGGAUAUCACUACUCCAAGGGUCAUUCCAAGUCCUAUGCCAAAACUCCUUUUAAUGGUGAACAACCACCUUUAAAAAGAUCUCGCCUAGAGAACUACUCACCUGAUUACGAGGAAGCAUUAAAGAGGAGACAGGAAAGGCUUGACCAAAUAGCUGAAGAGUUGAGAUCGGUAAAAGAAAAGACUGAUGACCUCCUCAACAAGGAAGAUAGUGGACAGGCCGAGGUAGAGGCUCUUAGUUCCCGCCGACAACAGCUGCUCACUGAGCAGACCCAACUAGUCAACCAGAGCCUCCAACCGAACAGGUUGUACAGGCAGAACAGCAGUGGUAAGAUUCUGUACGUGGAUCCGGAUCGACCUGAUACAGACGAUACGGAUUCUCAACUUUCUUUUAGCAAUGAAAGUUCUCCUCUUCCUGAGAUGAGUGACUCACGAGAUUCCACCAAUAGGGAAGUGGAUGAAGGCAGUCCGGGUAAAGCGCAGAAUAACGAAUCUGAUGAUGAUAUUUCGGAAAAGGAGUCUUCACGAGAUGCUGGCCAAAAUGAUGAUGACGGCUAUGAAAAUUCGUUUUAUCAAGAAAAUAAAGUCAAAGUUAUAUCGUCUAGUGGUGGUCACAUUAUUGCAGUUGCAAAUCCAGCUCUCUCGAUGUCACCUGCCAUAUCCUUAGAGAAUGGAAGAACACCUAUACUUAACAAAGAUGGAUUGUCUCCUAUUGAUCCUAAAAUUUCAUAAAUUGUUCAUAAAGUGAUACCAAAAAUUAAAGUAUUGUUUAUAUUAUAUAUAUAUAUUUAGCUUGGAAUUGUAAAUAUGUAAUCUAUAGAAGUGUAAAUUAGUGUAGAAAUUGCCAAAGUAUUUUAUUGUUCUCUUUGAGCAAAAUGUUGUUGAUUUGAUUUAUCAAAUAAAUUAUUCAACUUACAUCAUUCUUUGCCUUAUAAUGAUUACUAAAAGAGUUAAAUAGUAAUUUAAAAAAAUUCUUUCACACAGAAUAUAGAAAUUAAUAAAAUGUGGAAAAAAUUGACUAGUUUAUAAAAAUUUAAUUGGCCGAUACAGCAAUAUUUAUAUUAUUUUAAUUAUUUAUUUAUAUUAAAAUAAUUAAUAAUUAAUUCUCAUCAAAUUUAUGUGUGAUAUAAUUUUAAAUUAACAUAAAUUUUUAUAUCCACAGUGAUAAUAAAAUGGCUUUGUACAUACUGUAUCUUCUUUUUUGUUUAUCAACCCCUUAUAAAAUUAUGAUUAGAACUACAAUGAAA